Molecule: messenger RNA, 4048 nt
Organism: Procambarus clarkii (red swamp crayfish)
Lineage: Eukaryota; Metazoa; Arthropoda; Malacostraca; Decapoda; Cambaridae
Product: zinc finger protein 624
Biological process (GO): regulation of transcription by RNA polymerase II
Cellular component (GO): chromosome
Molecular function (GO): chromatin insulator sequence binding
Source: RefSeq, a predicted model, not a curated record
GGAGGGAGCGUCGGUGGGGUUGGCAGGCCUGCGCCACCACAACAUUGGUGCACUUCCUCUCCAGCCCAGGGUCCAGCUCCGGGAAGUGGCUCCUCUCUGACACUGGCCACGGCGGCAUUAUCAAAAUUGCAGUUUGUAAAAACUGGAUUGGACAUCUACCUAGAAAUCUGACCACGUUAUUUUGAAACUAAUCCCCAGCAGUGAAUUAGGAGACAUGAAGCAUGGAAGCAAGAGUAAUCAAUGUCACUAAAAGUAAAUGUGUGCGGUCCAAAUGGCAACAGCAACGAAGGCGACCAAUGGGGCCGUGAUACAUUCUGACGCCCGAUUUGCAUCUCUGAAUUCUAUGACUGAUCCUCUUCACUUGUGGCCAGGAGUCGAAAGCCGCGUGGAACCGUAUGAAGUGGUAGAACUAUACUAUGGAAGCAGUACAGCAUCCCCAGCUACGCAUGCAUCUCAACUUUCCCCCAGAUCAGCAGGAACCUCUUCUCCGGAGGUCAUGCAGGUUAUAGAACAAACGGUUAAAGAAAAGCUUCAUCCAGAUUUCUACACCUGUGAAGUAUGUGGGCGUAAUUUCAAAGAAGCAUCGCACUUCACUAAACACAAACGGGGAGCCCUUUGUAGAAAACUGGCCCAACGUAUGGCCAAGAAGAAUAAGAAGAAGAAGGCCUUAGGAAAUCAAGAUUCUACAGAUAAGAGAAAUAAACAAAGAAAUCUUCAUAAACCAUAUCAGUGUAAUGUGUGCGGUGCUAAGUUCUGUGAUAAAGUAAAUGUGGAAUUGCAUCUCGAAAGACAACACAACAGCCGCCAGCAGCUAUGGGUUGAAGUUGCAAAGAGUGGGGGUUUCUCAUGUGCCGAGUGUGACAGGUGUUUUCAAGACAAAGGAGAGCUGACGGAGCAUCAGAGACAGCACAUGGCAACGUACCUCCACCACACUGAAAGGCUAAAUCAUGGAGCAGAAGCUCAGAAUACAACUGUAGUGUACUACCAUGAUCCCCUACAACAGGUCCAGGCUUACGGGCAACAGCCGCAGCAACCUCAACACCUGCCUCCGCCACCUGCACCCCCACCCAUGGCCCACAUGCAUACAAACAUGACCACUAUUCUUCACACUCCGCAGCUACCCCCGGCAUCACUUAUUCCUGUGUCACAACCUAACAAUUCUCAACCCCCUCUCUCCACACAUUCUACUCUGUCAAGUAUGCCAUCUAUAGGAAUAGUAGACAGUGUAACAAAAGGUUUAAAGAAUAGUAAGACGGAUAGAUUAGCUGCAAAUAGUAAAUGGAAUAUAUGUGGAGAUUGUGGCCACAAAUUUGUGGAUCCCAUGAAUUUAGAGCUUCACAUUCAACGGAAACACCCCGAUUCGUAUAUGAUAGAAACUAUUAAUUUAGGUGGUGGAACUAUUCUCUAUAAAACAAAUAAUACUCGUUCAGAUGUACAGUGCUUGAUAACUCAGACUGGUUCUGCUAAUUCAGACUUAAAGUUAAACAAAGCAAAUCCUCAAACAUUUGAUUGUAUAUUGUGUGGUUAUAAAGCUACUUCUAAGAACUACAUUUUGUACCACCUUCAGAAUAUUCAUAGUACAAGCAAUACAGACUUCAUUCAUGUUUUAGAGACCCUAGAAUCUGGAAAGAAGGGAGUUAGAGGAAUAAAGGGAAGGAAGGGUAGCCAGGAUCCUCUUCUGCGUGAACAGCGACAUGUUUGUGACGCAUGUGGUGAAGUAUUUCUUUCUAAAGCUGAACUCAUUCGUCACCGCAUCAAAGAUAAACAGUACAUGUGUGGAGUGUGUUGCCAUGCAUCAUGUAGCCAACAGCAAGUAACGACCCACAUGGCAACUCAUCACCCACACCAUCACCCAUCUGUGAGUGGAGGGUUGUCAUGUUGGAUUUGUGGUUCUAUAUCAGUGUCGGCUUCGAUUUUAGAUGAACACCUAGUUACUCAUGGUAAAAUAUCAGCAGUUUGUGUAUCAUGUGGAGAAGGUGGAGAUAGACUAGGAGCACUUCUUCCCCAUGUAGGUGUCCACCUGCCUCGACAGUCUACUCGUAUACGCCUUACAGUGGACAGACCUGGACAGCCGCCUUCAUCACACACACUCGAGGUGGCUGUGGACGGAACCAUUCACAGUGGAUUGAAUGUGAACCGUACAUCUCCGGUUUCUGUAGAGGCUGUGCCUACCCGUAUUGCUCCAGCUUAUGCGUGUAGUGAGUGUGGUGCUUGCCUGGCAGGAGCUGCACAGUUAGAGGCUCAUCUACAGUUGCAUCAAAUUAAUUCUGUCGCCACCUCUCAAGCAGCAGUAUCAUCCUCCAAUAAUUCUGGGACCUUCACCAGUACCACCGCCACUAUGGUACCAGUCACGUCUUCAAUGCAAUCGGCAAUAGGAGCUUCCGUUGAUUGUGUUUUCCGAGUUCCUGGGUCAUUUGAAUUUCGUUGUGAAGAAUGUGGAUUUUGGCGUGAAGACAGCGAACCCGUUAUGCGCCACAUACAAGCUGUACAUAUGUCUGGCAAUAUGUUACAUUCAGUAAAGCUUCAAUCUGGUUUGGUACAGAUUCAUCCCAUCCAUGUUGUAACUCCUAUUAGUUCUCUCUCCUAACAACGAAGCACUAACAAUAUAAAAGUAAAUUAAAUAAGUCGGCUGAUAAAAUCUAGUGGUUUUGAGUCCUGUACAUUUUAAUAAUGCAUUGUGAAAUUACCAAAUGCUUUGAAGCGUGGACACUAAGUGUGUUUAUAUGCCCCGAAUACUAUGAUCAUAGGGACGAGAGGGUUUAAUUUCCCCAUCUCCAAGGCUGCAGCGUGCAGGUGCCGACAACAUGGCUAUUGAGCCAAAACAAGGCAGUGUGUGUGUGUGGUAUAAUCCAAGGCAGCUUAGUAUGCAUCACAGAGAUAAUAAAAUCACUUUUUUGAAUUUCUAAAGUUUAUUUUUUAUAUAUACUAUCACAUAUAGCAAAGUAUGAGUGAGUUAUAUAUAUAUAUAUAUAGAGUAUAGUGGUUUAUUUUGCAUUCAUCAGAGUUGCAUGCCGAGAAUGGUGAGCAGAGAUACAUCAAAACAUAGAAACUGGUUUGUUUAGUUAGCUCAUUAAAUGAACUAAACACAUCUGUUACUUGAUAAAUCUUUAUCUUUGAUAAAAUGUUUUGAUUAUUCAAUGCAUUUAUAUUGAACAUACAAUGGAAUCUUGUAUUUGGAUCAUUUUUCUUGCUGGAUUCUAGCAAAUUGCACAUUUUCUAAGUUGUAUUCAGUAUUCUAAAAUGUGGACAUUGGAUGCCUUAUGCCAGUUAAUUCACCGAAAGUAGUGGCUCUUUCAUGUUCUUUGUCAGCUUUGGACAAUUCAAAGUGCACUUGUUUUGUAUCAAAUCCAAGGCCCUUGAUACAUUUUUUCUUGUGUUGGCCUAAUUUUGAGUGCUGAUGUCACCCCAGUGGCCACAAUAUCAAAGAGUGGCAUUGGUUUGAUGUUGAAUCAAUGUAAUUUCAACAUUGUUGAUGAUUUGGUAUUUGGCGAUGCACAAUCGACUUGAGAAUGGUCCAGGACGGACCAAAACGUUGUCGUCCCUUCACCUUCUAGUGUGUGGUCUGGUCAACAUUGGUGUUGAUCUUUGAUAUUGUGGCCACUGUGUUAGUGUUCCUCCAAGACUGCUAAGUAAAUAAUAUUCCUCUUCAAGGACAGAUUAAUUAAGUGUUUAGAACAUAAUACUAGUAAAUAGAAUACUGCAUAUAGGGAAGGGAUGCAGGCAGAGUCUUUGUGUGCUGUUGGCAGAUUUUUUGUUUUCGUCCUGCUUGAAUUCAAUAAAAUAGCGUCGCCAUUUUGGGCGAGUUGCAGCCAGACCUGACCCACUGGGUCCGAUAGCAAUGCCAAAUUCAGUAGUGAAUCGACAUAAACAUUGAUUUAAUGCUGAACCAAUGCUACUUUGAUGAUGUUAUCACUAGGUACAAAGUGGUCCAACUGUAUUAAUCUAAAACUGAUGUGACUUACAGAACAUAUUUAAGCUAUAACCUCACCUCUGCUGAGUGUUUCUGGCACAAUAUGGGUAUGGCUAUGUUGCAAUCACACUUCUAUAG